AUGUCGUGUCAGCCCCUGAGGCAGUUUAGUGACGAGGACACGGUGAGCCGCUCAUGGAGGAUAUUAUGGAGAAUGAAGAUUCUGCAGAUUAAUCUCCAACAUUCCAAGGCGGCAUCCGCCAAUCUUCUGCUCCACCUUGAGCAAGGUGGGGCUGACGUGGUUCUAAUACAGGAGCCAUGGCUGAGCAGUAAUGGUAUCUCUGGAAUCAGAAAAAGGAACUACAAGCUGAUAGCGGCGAACAACGUAGGUAGAACUAGGGCCUGUAUGCUUAUCAGAGGUGAACUAAAAGCUUUUAUUUUGCAUAAUUUGAGCAAUGAAGAUGUGGUUACAAUUAGGCUGGAACGAGAGGCUGGAGAACUCUGGCUUAUAUCCGCCUACAUGCCACACGAUGACGAGGUGGAGCCACCUCCAACGCUGCUGAGGAGCGCUCAAUCAGAAGCCAAGCGACGGAAAGCUGGCGUGAUCUUGGGGUCCGAUGCGAACUCGAGGCACUCAGUUUGGGGCAGCUCGGAUACAAACUUGCGAGGUAUGACAUAA
Messenger RNA from Rhagoletis pomonella (apple maggot), 537 nucleotides. RefSeq lists its product as uncharacterized. The record is from RefSeq and is a predicted model, not a curated record. The transcript is spliced from 4 exons. Bases 1 to 537 code for a protein of 178 amino acids. NCBI's taxonomy places the organism in Eukaryota, Metazoa, Arthropoda, Insecta, Diptera, Tephritidae. Gene Ontology annotation, molecular function: catalytic activity.